AUGGUCCUGAUGAGAAUGAUGCUGUCGCUGUUCCUCUGCCUGCUGCUGGCGUCCGUCGGCUCGGGCUGCGGACCGGGCAGAGGAUACGGGAAGCGGAGGCCCCCCAAAAAGCUGACACCGCUGGCUCUGAAACAAUUCAUACCCAACGUGGCGGAGAAAACCCUGGGAGCCAGCGGCAAGUAUGAAGGCAAGAUCAGCCGCAACUCGGAGAGGUUCAAAGACCUGACUCCCAACUACAACCCCGAUAUCAUUUUUAAAGAUGAGGAGAACACGAACGCAGACCGGCUCAUGACACAAAGGUGUAAGGACAAACUGAACUCUUUGGCUAUUUCCGUCAUGAAUCAGUGGCCCGGGGUGAAACUCCGGGUCACAGAGGGCUGGGAUGAGGAUGGCCAUCACUCUGAGGAGUCUCUGCACUACGAGGGCCGAGCAGUGGAUAUUACCACCUCAGACCGGGAUAAGAACAAGUAUGGCAUGCUGUCCAGGCUGGCUGUGGAGGCUGGCUUUGACUGGGUUUACUAUGAGUCCAAAGCCCACAUCCACUGCUCUGUGAAAGCAGAAAAUUCUGUGGCAGCUAAGUCUGGAGGUUGUUUUCCGGGUUCUGCUAUGGUGAUUCUGGCAGAUGGAAGGAGUAAACCACUGAAGGAGCUCCAGGUGGGGGACAGGGUGUUAGCUGCUGACCAACAAGGAAAUCUCCUUCCCAGUGACUUUCUGAUGUUCAUGGACCAGGACCGACAGAUUAAACGACAAUUCCACGUCAUAGUGACCGAGGAGCCGCACCGUAAACUGACGCUGACUCCUGCUCAUCUCGUCUUUGUUCUGAACAACAACAGCACUGACAGAGGUGACACCAGGGCCGUGUUUGCCAGUAAUGUAAAACCAGGACAGCGGCUUCUGGUUGUCGGGAACGACCGACCCGGCCACCUGAUCCCCUCAACAGUGAGACAAGUUUAUGUGGAGCAGCAUGAAGGCUCCUACGCACCUGUAACAUCUCAUGGAACCAUCAUAGUGGACCAGGUGUUGGCCUCCUGUUAUGCAGUUAUUGAGGAUCAUCAGCUUGCACACUGGGUAUUCGCUCCAGUACGACUUUGGCGUGCUUUCUCGUCACUGGUUGGAAUGGUGAAAGAGCUCAGCAGUGUGCACCAAGCUGACGGUGUCCACUGGUACCCGGAGCUCCUCUACCACGUGGGAAGUCAGCUUCUGGACAGCGGUUCUUUUCACCCACAAAGCUGA
This is a messenger RNA of Scomber japonicus (chub mackerel), 1233 nucleotides long. It is a transcript of the gene shhb, whose product is annotated as sonic hedgehog signaling molecule b. Gene Ontology annotation, biological process: regulation of gene expression; cell fate specification; protein autoprocessing. The record is from RefSeq and is a predicted model, not a curated record. Gene Ontology annotation, molecular function: calcium ion binding; patched binding. The transcript is spliced from 3 exons. Lineage: Eukaryota; Metazoa; Chordata; Actinopteri; Scombriformes; Scombridae. The coding region runs from base 1 to 1233 and encodes 410 amino acids.